AGCAUGUCUGACACGAAAAAACUCAGUGGUUUGCUUCAACCACUGGAGAUUCCAGACGGACCCUCGAAGAGUGUUUCACUGGAUUUCAUCACAGACCUCCCCAAAACACGCGAUGGUCAUACUGCGAUCCUGGUCUUCGUGGAUCGAUUGAACAAAACGGUGCACUUCGUUGCUACUACAACCGACGUAUCUGCGGAAGAUACGACCAAGUUGUUUGUAGCACACGUUUUCCACUUACACGGGUUACCGCGUGUGCUGGUGUCCGAUCGAGAUCCGUGCUUUACAAAGAUGUUGGCGGACACUCGAAACGAAGCUAAAGAUUGAACAAUUCUGUCCAUGAAGGUACC
Closterium sp. NIES-67 is the source of this 347-nucleotide messenger RNA. Lineage: Eukaryota; Viridiplantae; Streptophyta; Zygnematophyceae; Desmidiales; Closteriaceae. The record is from the annotation of a GenBank genome assembly.